Molecule: messenger RNA, 1293 nt
Organism: Monosiga brevicollis MX1
Lineage: Eukaryota; Choanoflagellata; Craspedida; Salpingoecidae
Exons: 11
Coding region: 1-1293 (430 amino acids)
Source: RefSeq, a predicted model, not a curated record
AUGGCCAAGCUUCUCCGAUCGGGCGCACCGUCGUUCCAAAAUGCCCCCCUUUUCCCCCUGCAAGAGCGACGCGUUCUGAUCCGAUCCACUGUUGCGCUUUUCCUUUGUGUCUUUGAUUUUCUCUCUUUCUCAAACCAAUUCAUCUCUCUCUCUCUCUCUCUCUCUCUCUCUCUCUCUCUCUCUCUCUCUCUCUCUCUCUCUCUCUCUCUCUCUCUCUCGAGCAGUUGUUCGCCGAGCAGCGAAAACAAGAAAAGACCUGAUUUGUUCUUUGAAUGGUUCUUCGAGAAGACCGCCUUUUCCAAAAUCAGAAUCAUGAGCGUCCACGUGCGCUGGCUGCCGCCGGACAGUGCGAGUGCAGCGUCCGGUCGACUGGAUCUGGUUGACGAGCAGGGCCACACGCUGGCGCUGGGUGCAACAACCCCCGUGACGGCUUCUGAACUCGAGGUUUAUGUGGCCAAGGGUUUGAACACUCGCGAGCUCAGCGCUGCCCUUCAAGCGGCAUUCAAUACCUGGCAGCCACCCCUGGUCCAACCCUCGUCCCCGGCCGUGGCCAAUCUCGCCCUCCUUCUUCGCCUACUCUUGCCUCACCAGCAACUUGACACAUCCCUCGCAACAGCCGCUGCUGCCUACGCGGCCAUCCCUGCCGCCCUCGGCAUCAUCCCAGCUCAAGAGUCUUGGCAGGCCCUGGUCGUCGUCCUCGGGGAGUCAAAUCCUACGAUUGUCAAGCUUUGGCAUGUCCGUGACUGGGCCUCUCGCACAUGGCUCCUUCCAGCCAUCUUUCACCUCGCUCUCCAAACCAAGAGCCCCCACGCCAGCCGAGUCUUUGAUCAACUCUUGCCUCUAUUCUUGCAGGUCUUGGAUACCCAUGAGCCCGAGUAUCACAUCCCCUGCCUGGAAGCGCUGGCACAUCUCCUCAACGAAACGCCCGAUGCCCAUGUGAUUGCCCGUGGUCAGGCCGAGGUCCUUCACGCAGCCAUCAAGCCAUUUGUCUACACCAGCGAAGCUGAGAACGUCGUCGCCAGCUGGCCUUGCCUAGCACAGCUUCUUCCGAUGCUCUGCUAUAAACCCUUGCGCGACAAUGAUGAUGUAUACUUUGAUUUUUUCUCCCAGAUUCUGGUGCUGAUCCAGCAUGAAGAUCGGACCGCGCGCACUCGACUGUAUGCCCGGGCGCUGCAACCUGUCGUUGCGCCUGCGUACCUUUUGCUCAGCCCCUCCUACAGCUAUGUCGACAGUACAUUCGAAGCAGCGAUGCUGACACUCGACGUGGUGGCCUGGCUUUGCUCGGCACGUUGA